Molecule: messenger RNA, 4574 nt
Organism: Dermochelys coriacea (leatherback sea turtle)
Lineage: Eukaryota; Metazoa; Chordata; Testudines; Dermochelyidae
Gene: VSIG10L2
Product: V-set and immunoglobulin domain containing 10 like 2
Exons: 12
Coding region: 1-2778 (925 amino acids)
Molecular function (GO): protein binding
Source: RefSeq, a predicted model, not a curated record
AUGGAUUAUGGAGCAGCAAGGAACUCACCAUUUAGAAACCUGCUGAAAAUAUUUUGCCUUCUCCCAACAGUGGCUUACGCUCAGCUACUCCACCCGGGCGAUGCGAAGUAUGAGGAGCAGGCAGUGCGGGGGGUGCGGCACCGCUCCGUGCAGCUGGCGUGCGGUGACGUGGUCUCGCCCAUGGUGGUUUUCUGGAGCUUCACCAAGCUGGGCUCACUGGUGCCAAGGGCCGUUGCCAUCAGCAAUGGGAUAGAGUCCAAGGUGGAGAAGGCUUCUGCGGCCCUGGGGCAGGUGAGCCUGAGGAACGGCACCCUGGAGGUAAGCGACCUGCAGACGGCUGCCCAAGGACACUUCAUGUGCCAGGCGAUGUACGAGGAGGAUGGAGAGAUCAAAGUGGCCUACUUCUACAUAGAGCUGGUUGUGCUGGUUCCCGUUCCGAAGCCCUUCCUGCAGAUGACCGACCCCACGCCGGUGGAAGGCACGGUGGUGACGAUGACGUGUGCGGUGAAGGAGGGGACGCCUCCCGUCGGGUACUCCUGGCACCGCCACACCAACCGGGAGGGUGCGGUGGCUGUUGCGGAAGCGGCCAGCGGGCUGCUGAACCUGACGGCGGCUAACCGGACUCACACGGGCUGGUACACCUGCACCGCCCACAACGAGGUCAACAGCCAGACCAGCGACAGGAUGUAUCUUGACGUGAUUUAUGGCCCUGAUGAACCCGUGAUCAACGUUGAGCCAUUUGCUAUUAACCAGAACGGCUUCUCAGCUAAUGAGCAGGAGGAGGUGAUCCUGACCUGCCUGGCCCCUUCCAACCCGCCCAGCCAUUACAUCUGGUUUUACAACAGCUCCCAGAUUUACUCCGGCCAGAAGUACGUGAUAGCCAAGAUCUCCCGGACUCAGACAGGCACCUACACCUGCCUGGCCCAAAACACAUACCUCAAUACGCGCACUCAGACCACCAUCAUCCUCACCGUCUACUAUCUGCCCAAGGGGAAGCCCAGCUGCACACCAGUCCCUGCUGCCAAUUUCCAGGACAUUGCUCUGCAGUGUUCGUGGCCUGGUGGGUUCCCCGCAGCGCGGCUGCGGUGGGUGAGAUCCGGCCGGGAAGCAGACACUGUGGCAUCCUACUCCAAUGCUACCAGAAUCCAGCGAGGGGUGGACAUCCGGAACGGCAGCUCGUACACCUGCCUGGCCUCCCACCCAGCGCUCAGAGGGGAUGCUGUCUGCACCACCACUGUAUGUAAGUACCCUCGCCCUGCCCCCUCAGUGCCGCCCAGGAAUGGAAACACCACUGCCCCUUCCAUAAGGCAGCCGGGUCCUGUGCUCUACCCCCUGAGAGCCCACGCCAGCUUGUGGAGAUGGAGUCUCCAGCUGGCAGGAAGAAACAAGGCUGACGCUGUGGAAAGCAGCUCUCCAAACAAGGCGCAGUUCCUCCCUGCUUACUGGAAGGCCUCAAGUAGACAUUCAGGGCCCUGGGUAGAUGGCACCAUUCGUCUGGCAACAGGGAGCUACGUGGGGGUCCCUGUGGGGAACCCCACCUGUUCUGCCAUGGCUACGAAGCAGAACGAGUUCCUCAUGCUGUCCUGCGAUUGGGCAGGAGGCCUGCCCCGGGUCACACUCUGGUGGCGAGACUGGCGGAACCGCGUGCUGGGCGGCUUGAAACCAUCCAGCAACAUCUACGUCAUGCAAGCCAACAGCACCCUCGGGGGCAAGGAGUUCGCGUGCAUCGCAGCCCACCCUCUGCAGGCCAGAGCCACAGAGUGCCUUGUCCGGCUGGACGUUCCCAAGGUGGCGGCCGAGCGCACGGAGGUGUCGCUGUUCGAGGGCGGCGAGGUCCAGCUGGCCUGCGCGCUACAGGGCCCCCACCUGGGCUCCGAAGUGUUCUGGUUCAACAACAAGCACCAGGUGAUCCGGCCGGACGCUGCGAGGUACAGGCUGCAGCAGGGCGACGCCUGGUUCAACCUGACCAUCCGGGACACCGAGUGGAUGAGGGACAGUGGCACCUACCACUGUGCGGCCGUGAACGCCGUGGGCAACGCCACCGUCCCCAUCAGGCUCCGUGUGAAGAAGUACCCGACGCCCCCCAACGUGACGAUCAGCAAGCUGAUGUACACCCGGCAGCGCACCGAGGUGCAGCUGGAGUGGGUGACGCAGGGCUCGGGGAACCUGACCGGCUUCGUCGUCCAACGGCAAGAAGCAAAGAAAUCCUCGCUGGGCCCGUCCCGGUCGGCAGCCCGAGCCUGGGAGACGGUGGCCAGUGACAUAGAACCUGACAUCCGGGACCACAGGGUGGGCGGCCUGGACCCGGCAGUAGUGUACGCCUUCCGCAUCCUGGCUGUCAACCACCGCACCACUGGGCACCCGUCCGAGGGGAAGACCCCAGCCGAGCCCCCUUUCAACGCCUACCCUGCUGUGGUGGGCGCUGCAGGAGCAGGGAUGGUCGUGGCGGCGGUUGCAUCUCUGCUGGCAUUUCAGUACAUCGUCCGGAACCGGGACAACAACCCACGGCUGCACGACCUGCUCUUCGGAAUGGCUGGCCCAGAGGCUCACGAGCACAUCAGCACUCCGGAAGACGCUGAGACGGUCGCAGGUGUGGCAGAGGCUGAGACGGGCGGGGAGCUUGGGGGCGUAUCUCCCACAUUCCCCCCGGCUGGGGAGGCAUCAGCAGAGUGUCACCCAGAGCCCCCUGCAUCCACCCAGGAGGCUCCCCCAGCUCCAGAUCUAGCCGCUGACGACCCUCCGGUCAAUGUCACAAUCACAGUGACUGCGACAUCGUGAAUCCCAGCCGGCCCCCGUCAGACCCAGUCAGCACCCCUGACCUGCAGUCGGGGAAGAGGGAAGGGGAUCUGGCAUUUACAGGGCCCCCGUGCAGGGAUUGGCAUUGCCAGACUGUUAGGGUGCGGCUGAGAACAAAAUGGCCCCUGGGUACGAUGCGCCAGAGGGCAGGAGCCAAUGUACCAACGCACGGCCUGGAAGGAGGGUUCGCUGUGGGGCUUGGAACAAAUGGGAUUUUGGCCCUUUCUCCCCCUCCCCUGCCCCAUAGCGAUUAGCAGGAUGGUGCUUUCCUGUGCGGCUUAACUCACUCCUCUGUGCCCAGCUCCUCUCUGGGGGGCGCCAGUGCCGGUAACAGUUGACGGCCCUGCUGCUGCUACGGGUGCGUGCACGCAGCCCUGGCGACACAAGGGAGCUGGUUCGGCUGGGGUGCAGGAGUGAACAGGAGCAGCACCAUUGGCUGGAGAUGGCCAUACGCCGGCCUCCCGGCCUUGUUCGGAGCCAGGGUAUGGAGCACAGCAGCAGGUGCAUCCUAACCCCAUCUCAUGGCUCUGCUGCCUGGUGAGGGGCUGCGGGGGCCCUGGCUGGAUCUGGGUUAGAGGGCUCCACGGGAGCCAGGAUAGCAGAGGAAAAGCCUUUGUGUGAGCCAGGCAGGGUUUGGAGCCCCCUCCGCGCCUUUUGGCCCUGACAGCUCUUGGCAGGCCUGGUGGAAGCCAAGGGGCAUAGGGUCCUGGCAGAGCCCUGCCCUGUGCUCCUGGACUGGGACCCAGACCCUCUGGGGAACUGCCCAGCAGCCGUUGCAGCUAGCGAGGCAGGCUGCGGCCGAGCUCUGGGAGGACCAAACCCUCUGCAUGUGUCACGUAGAGCAAGGCUAUUAUUGACGGGACGCUCACGCUGCAAACAAGGGGCUGUGGGGUCCCUGCCGCAAGACUCAGUCCCCUGUGAGCAACUUCUCCAUAGCUCGGCCCACAGCUUGGACUGGAUGGGCAGCAGGGAGGGUGCUGAGCCGCUUCCCAAAUCUGCCCACUUACUUAGGUGUCUAAGCUGAGCUCUGGUGCAAAUCUGGAGUCUGGGCUAUACCCCGGCCGGAAGUCUUGCUGCCUUAAAGGCACAGUACUAAAUUCUCUUGCCAAGGCCUUACAUCGCCAACCCCCCAUGUUCAUCUGUACAGUCACUGAACCGGCCAGUUCCCCCUUUGACGUGGGCAGCAGGGUUAUGAGGGGCUCCCCGUGUCCAAGGGACUCGGUCCAGGGCACUUGUUUUAUUGCCUUGCCUGCAGUGGGGCAGGAGAUCAUGCAUGGGGGGUGAGGGCUGUAGGCAGGGGGAGAUGUCUGGGCUGCCCAAACCAUCCUCUGUCUUCGGGGAGCGGGCUCAGACUAUUGCCGCUGGCUAACCAGGGGCAUAGAGAACGCAGCUGGAGCCAUUUCAGUGCAGCGGCUGAGCGCCAGCCCCGGCCCCCCCCUUGGCAUUCCCCUUGUGCCCUUGUUGAACUUGUCAUUGUUGAACCUCAUCAACCUGUUAGCCUGAAAUCCCCCACUCUGUUAACAGGUGCUGACCCUGCCGGCAAAGGGAUAAGUGAGUUCUGCUGCCUCACCCCCGUCAGUGACUAGUUACCUACCCUGGCUAUCAGGGAGGUGGGAGUGGCUUGCUGGGGGGGAGAGGAUCUGGGGUGUGGGCUGAGCAGGCCAGUGGGAGGAGCCCGAUCAGCAGCCCAGCCUAGGGAGAAGGGUUGAGCUGAGCUUUGGGAUUGUAUAGUUAAUUUGUUUGUGUUAAUAAAGCCAAACCCCCGGAGGGGUGAGUCU